Messenger RNA from Acaulospora morrowiae, 783 nucleotides. The record is from the annotation of a GenBank genome assembly. NCBI's taxonomy places the organism in Eukaryota, Fungi, Glomeromycota, Glomeromycetes, Diversisporales, Acaulosporaceae.
AAAACCGUCUUUGUCAGCAUAGAAUCCGAUACAAGAGAACAUCACGUUAAAUCGAAAAAUCUACAUGGAAUAAAAGACGUUUCUAAUUCACUAUCACCAGAGAUUGCAAAGUAUGCACAAAAACCGUUGGUACCAUCGUUGCCAAGAUCUUUUCCAUUCAAGGAAUCUUGCAGUGAACUUCCCUUCAUCACCUUACGUGGAUGUAAAAGGAUCGGGGAAACAACAGAAUUUGGAGAUCGAUAUGAACUUGACCUUGGUCAGCAGGAUCUAGGAUCCCCAACAGUUACUAAAAAACUGACGCUUGAAAAUUCGACAUCUCAGCCAAUUGAUUAUCGCCUGAAGACUGUGUUUGUGAAUGAUAAAAACUGGUUAAGCAUAAGCCGAAAUGAAGGAACUUUAGAGGCCUUGGACGAACACAACAGACAGUAUAUUGAUAAUCAUACCAUCACUCUUAGUUUUUCGACAAAUAAUCGAAACGUUUAUUCAACUUACCUUAUUGUCGAGAAUUUGAGUAAUCCAUCUGACACAAAAACUAUCCGGAUCCUGAUGGAGGUUGUCGCUCGUCAGAACUUACGUCGAGGUGCAAAUAUUUCUCUUCCAAAUAACCAUGUGUUUGAUGUAUAUGUCAACGGGGUAGAUAUUGGUCAAACGCAGAUCGAGAUGCUCAAUAUUUUUUAUGGUCAUGAAUACACUGCGAGAAGUAUGGUUAUUCACAAUAGAGAAAAUGUGCCUUUGGAAUUUACGUUUCAAACAAACCUCGACUACGAUGAUCCAACAGAAAUC